AGUCUGGGCACGCGGUUGCACCGAGUCAGAGCUCGUAAAUUCGAACAUCGCGCAUACGUACCUAAGAUGGCGCGCAUCAUUUUGGCGCUCAUCUGCUGUACCGUGGGACACUCCCUGCAGCGCGCCACCAGCCGCCGCGCGCUAGCGGCGCCAAAAACUGCGCUGCAACAUGUGCCAAGUUCGCGCGGCCUAAUCACGACGCACGCGGUGUCGUGCCCCGAAGCGGACGCGCUCCUGGCCCAGGCGAAGCACCUGCGCGACCAGGCCGAGAUCCAGGAGAGGCAACUCAACGCGCUCAAGGAUGAGGCCAAGCCGCAGGCCGUCGAAGGCAAAAACAACAUCCUGCCGCUCGAGCGGCUGAAGGCGUGGCGCACGCGCCUCUCCUUCGAGGGCAACAAGGUCGUAUCAGCAGCCUGGACGAAGUUCCAGGAGGGCGGUAAAGCGGAGGUCGACGGCGCCGAGGCCGGCUGGAAGAUGUACGAGGACGCGCACACGGCGCCCACCGGCGCGAAGGUCCUCGAGUGCUGGUUCACCCAGGGCGAGAAGACGUAUCGGUUGACGACCAAGGCCACGCCCCGCGCCGAGGUCGAAAAACUACUGAAAGUUGAGCAGGACGCCUUCGAGCUCAUAGAGCGGCUGAGCCAGAAGCUCGCCGACGCCGAGCGGAGGCUGGCCGACGCCAAGGGUCCCCUGGACAUGAUCCCGCGGGCGUUGGCGCGGUCGAUGGCCAUGGACGAGCUAGACAUGGCCUACGUGGUCCAAAAGUCCUGCGUGGCUCAGGCCGAGCCCGUGCGCGCGGGCCACUUCGUGGAUCUGGACGGGCGAUCAUUCUUCAUCUCGAACCGCGGCGAGGUCGAAAGCGAAGGUGAGCGGGGCACGUUCGCGGCGUACGUGACGAACUGACUGUCCCCCCCUUCCCUGUCCGAAGUGUGUGUCCAUAUUGUGUUCAAGUUCAUAAGAAUGUGUUCACAA
Messenger RNA from Pelagomonas calceolata, 972 nucleotides. The record is from the annotation of a GenBank genome assembly. Lineage: Eukaryota; Pelagophyceae; Pelagomonadales; Pelagomonadaceae.